This is a messenger RNA of Arabidopsis lyrata subsp. lyrata, 1380 nucleotides long. Its product is annotated as CDP-diacylglycerol--glycerol-3-phosphate 3-phosphatidyltransferase 2. Gene Ontology annotation, cellular component: membrane; chloroplast envelope. Gene Ontology annotation, molecular function: CDP-diacylglycerol-glycerol-3-phosphate 3-phosphatidyltransferase activity. The record is from RefSeq and is a predicted model, not a curated record. Gene Ontology annotation, biological process: glycerophospholipid biosynthetic process. The transcript has 6 exons. NCBI's taxonomy places the organism in Eukaryota, Viridiplantae, Streptophyta, Magnoliopsida, Brassicales, Brassicaceae. The coding region runs from base 263 to 964 and encodes 233 amino acids.
UGCCAUUUGCUUCAUUAACAAUCGUCAAUCCAUCUCGACGAUUUUCGGCGCACGUUACGCACCUAGCUCGCUUAUUUUCAUAGUUAGCGCACGUUAGCGUCUCUCCAAGCUGCAUUAUUAUUGGCCGUUGUGUGUCUCCCAUAAAGGCUUAGGGUUCCGGAUUCAGGUCGGUGUCGCCACCGCCCCUCGUGUUUCAUCUCUUCCUCUUCUUCGUCGGAGUAACGCGGAUCGUCAAAUUUACAGAUCAGCUCUUGUGGAGGAUAUGGGUGAAGAAGACACCGUGACGGUGGAUCAGAACAGUUUCGGUGGUGGCAAAGAUUCUUUGCUCCGUAAACGUCAUUCGGCGCCAUUGCCUUCACCGACACAGCUAUCUUCUAAAGUGAUUACAUUGCCUACCGUAUUAACCCUUGGCCGUGUAGCUGCCGUUCCGAUUCUCGUCGCGACCUUUUACGUUGAUUGCUGGUGGGGAAAAACUGCUACAACAAGUAUUUUUAUUGCAGCAGCCAUCACAGAUUGGCUUGAUGGAUAUAUUGCUCGGAAGAUGAGAUUAGGUUCUGCAUUUGGUGCUUUUUUGGAUCCAGUGGCGGAUAAGCUUAUGGUAGCAGCUACAUUGAUAUUGUUGUGCACUAAACCAAUGGUCGCCGUUGUCUUAGGACCAGUUCCAUGGUUAGUGACAGUACCCUCAAUCGCCAUCAUUGGUAGAGAGAUUACUAUGUCUGCAGUAAGAGAAUGGGCUGCAUCUCAAAACGGCAAGCUUUCAGAGGCUGUUGCUGUAAAUAGCUUGGGAAAGUGGAAAACCGCAACGCAGAUGAUAGCGUUAACCUUACUUCUUGCAAGCCGGGAUAGCAGUUUUGAGAGACUAUUACCGUCGGGUAUUGGGUUGCUCUAUGUAUCUGCAGGGCUCUCUAUAUGGUCUUUAGUUGUUUAUAUGAGGAAGAUAUGGAGAGUACUGCUAAAGAAGUAGCAACAAAAAAAAACUCUUUUUCUGGGUUUUUGCAUUCAGUAUAUACACAUAGAAGGGAAGAUUUGCUCAGGGACAUUUCCUGACUAAUUUCUCUCUGGAUACAAAUGAAAUUAGCUGGGCAAGCACUAUAAGACUCUUAUAUGAUGCUUUAGUUCUGUUUUUCAACUUUGGGCACUAGGGUCGUAUUCAGCUUGGUUUGGUUUUGUAUAAUAUCUCUGAAUCGCGUUGCUCCUCGGCUAGCACUGAAUUUUAAUGAAGCAGCAAGCACGAUCUUAUGGGCAAUGACGGAAAAGCAGCUGGUGCAAUUUGGUUCUAGUUGGACUCAUGAACUGUGAGAUAAAUGAAAACAGUUGUUGCCUGUCAUGUAGAUGCUUUUACCGAUACAAUUUAAUAUAUAUAAAAAAAAACUUUGGUUA